Messenger RNA from Aspergillus nomiae NRRL 13137, 1065 nucleotides. Its product is annotated as bZIP transcription factor (MeaB). Gene Ontology annotation, molecular function: DNA-binding transcription activator activity, RNA polymerase II-specific; transcription cis-regulatory region binding. Gene Ontology annotation, cellular component: RNA polymerase II transcription regulator complex. The coding region runs from base 1 to 1065 and encodes 354 amino acids. NCBI's taxonomy places the organism in Eukaryota, Fungi, Ascomycota, Eurotiomycetes, Eurotiales, Aspergillaceae. The transcript has 4 exons. The record is from RefSeq and is a predicted model, not a curated record.
AUGUGGCCCAGACGCAGAAACGAAAGGGUGGAAGAAAACCUGUACAUCUAUGCGACCUCUGAGGAACGGAAGCAACGCAACCGUCAGGCCCAGGCUGCCUUCCGUGAACGUCGCACCGAGUACAUCCGUCAGCUCGAGUCUACUAUCAAGCGCAAUGAAGAGUCCCUGCAGACUUUGCAGCAGAACCAUCGCACGGCCGCCGAUGAGUGCCUGAUGCUGCGAUAUAAGAACUCCCUGUUGGAACGCAUCUUACUUGAAAAAGGGAUCGAUGUCCAAGCAGAACUGCGCUUGAAGGCCGGCGCUCCAGGGGGUCCGAAGCCCAACCCCAUGGCGGGGAAACCCCCAUCAUCCUUGGAGCGUGCAGCGAUGAACCGAAAUUCUGCUCAAAGGCAUCCCACUGGAAUUGCACCCAAAGGAGAGCCUUUUGGAAUGCCACAGCCUCGUGACGGGGCGUACGGCAUCCCCUCUCCCCAAUUUCAGGCUACGCCUCCAUCCCACGUCUCCUCGCCGUCUCAUGCCAAGUCACCUGGGUUCGCCUUCCAAGGAGCCAUGUCCCCAGCUGGAGUCGACCCGCAGCAGGCUGCACAACACUCACGCCUGUCGCACUCGAGGAAUAUCAGUCAAACAUCGCCUCCCAUGAGCGUCGCCCAGUCUGAUACCACCGACCCGAAGUCUGCUCUGCCGGGUGGUGCAGGCCCCCGAGGACCCCGUGUCGCCUCAGCGUAUUACCCGUCGCCAUUCCAAAAGCACUAUGAUCAGCUUGAACAAGAGUAUGACGCUCAGGCCGACCUGAUCGAUGAGGAGCAUGAGUCGUCCGUGGGCGCCUCGCCAUACGUGCCUGGCUUCAACGCUGCUGCAUCGGUUCCUGGCUCUCACUCCAUGGGCCACCACAAUCUGCCACAAUUCAAUCCACAUUCGGGAGAAGGAUCCAAUGGAGCAUAUAACAACACGAAUCAGCUUCUGGGCAACUAUGAGCCCAUGCUCGAUGCAGAUCCCUUUGGUCUGAGUGCGAGCAUGCACUUCCAGACCCCCUUCAGCUACGAACAGAAUAAUACUCGUCACUAA